AUGCAGGAGGUCACCCAAAAGGGCAAGCAACCGCUCCCACUGCUCGACAAGAAGACGGACACCUGGGAUGUUCCUGCAAAUGCAGGGGCUUGGAUCAAGUUUAACUUCGGCCAGCUUGCCCCGUACCGCGUGCUUUAUGCCAGCCCAACUUUGAGGUCGCAGCUUUCUAAGGCGGUUCGCUCCGGAGAGGCCUCAGCAGUCGACCGAAUAGGCUUGCUCAUGGACGCCAUGGCCUUCGCGAAGCAGGGCCAGCAACCCAUCCACGAGCUGCUACGCCUUCUGGCUGCUUUCAAGGCUGAGAAGAUGACGCACGUGUGGGAGGCCCUGGCCAGUGUUCUGGGAACCCUGUACCGGACGGUGUCUGCAAUCCAGAGCAGCGAGUAUACCCUGGCCCUCCAGCAGGCCGUGGGCAAUGGCCUCCUUCGCGAUGCUCUUGUGCAGACCGGCUGGUCCCCUUCGGAGCAAGAUAGCGACCUGCUGCGGCAAAAGCGAGCACUAGUGCUUGCCCUGGUCGCAAGAUACAUGCCGCAGGACAAGGAGGUCCGGAAAGAGGCGCAGAAAAAGUUCGAUGCCUGGUUCCAGGCACCGACCCUGGCGAUGAAGCAAAGCCUUCUACCAGACGAUCUGAAGACCUCUGUGUUCAGAAUUGUUCUCACCAACGCCAACGGCAACGCGCAGUACCAAGCCCUUCGUCGCUACGUGAAGGGAUCAGACACGCCGCAAGCUGUGCGCCUCAGCAUCUACAAAGCGCUGGGGGCAGCCCCACGGAAAGAUUUGCGAAUGAAGACGCUGGACAUGGCAAUGGGAGGUCGCAAUGGAGUCCGACUGCAGGACAUCAUGUAUCCAAUACAGGGAGUCGCCGCCAUGGAUCGGGAGGGUGCGCAGAUUGCGUGGCGCUGGUUCCUGCAGCGUCGUCGUGCCAUCACCGGUCGCCUCCGAGGAGCCAACGUGCGCCUCUUGGGCUCUGUGAUAGAAUGCGCUGCUGGGGCGCUGCCGGACAAGUCUCACGCCAACGCCGUUGAGGCUCUCUUUGAACAGCAUCCGGUGCCUGGAUUAGAGCGCAGCAUCGCGCAGCUGGUGGAGGCGAUACGCACAGAAGCCAAGUUCGUUGCGCGGAUGGAGGAUGAGAUGAGCCGGCCAGAAAUGAAGGAAGUCCUAGAAGCUUUUCAGGAGUGA
Molecule: messenger RNA, 1176 nt
Organism: Symbiodinium necroappetens
Lineage: Eukaryota; Dinophyceae; Suessiales; Symbiodiniaceae
Source: the annotation of a GenBank genome assembly